Pungitius pungitius (ninespine stickleback) is the source of this 5467-nucleotide messenger RNA. It is a transcript of the gene anks1b, whose product is annotated as ankyrin repeat and sterile alpha motif domain containing 1B. Bases 214 to 4248 code for a protein of 1344 amino acids. The record is from RefSeq and is a predicted model, not a curated record. The transcript has 29 exons. Gene Ontology annotation, biological process: ephrin receptor signaling pathway. Gene Ontology annotation, molecular function: ephrin receptor binding. NCBI's taxonomy places the organism in Eukaryota, Metazoa, Chordata, Actinopteri, Perciformes, Gasterosteidae. Gene Ontology annotation, cellular component: cytosol.
ACGGUCCAAGCGGCACCGCAGCAUCCAUAACAGCGAUUUCGCCGUGCAGCAGCAUGCGGAGAGAGGGAUCCUCUCGGAUGCUUUCUUCCCACCGCAGACGGUGAAGGGGCUUCGGAGGAGGAGGAGGAGGAGGAGGAGCAGCACCACUUUGGGAUGUAAGAGAGAUUUGUUGGAUUUUAAAUCACCCCGUCGUUGUGAACUUGUGCGUCCGGGAUGGGGAAGGACCAGGAGCUGCUGGAAGCCGCCCGCACGGGGAAUGUCGCCCUGGUGGAGAAAUUGCUGAGUGGGAAGAAGGGGAUUCUGGGCUCGGGGUCCGGCUCCAUCCCUCUGCCCAACCUGCUCAGCAUGUGGAAAGGCCUGAACGUCAACUGCACAGACAGCACAGGAUACACACCUUUACAUCACGCUUCACUUAACGGACACAGGGACGUGGUCCUGAAGCUGCUGCAGUUCGAGGCGUCCGCCGACCAGGCCGACAGCAAGGGCUGCUUCCCGCUGCACCUGGCCGCCUGGCGCGGCGACGUGGACAUCGUCCGCAUCCUCCUCCGCCACGGGUCAUCCCACUGCCGGGUCAACCAGCAGAACCACGAGCGGGAGACGGCGCUCCACUGUGCGGCCCAGUACGGACACUCGGAGGUGGUCUCCGUGCUGCUGCAGGAGCUGACCGACCCGACCAUGAGGAACAGCCAGCAGGAGACCCCCCUGGACCUGGCGGCGCUGUACGGACGCCUGGAGGUGGUGCGCAUGCUGGUGAGCGCUCACCCCAACCUCAUGACCAGCCACACCCGCCGGCACACGCCGCUGCACCUGGCCGCGCGCAACGGGCACCGCAGCGCCGUGCAGACGCUGCUGGAGGCCGGCAUGGACGUCAACUGCGUGACGGAGAACGGCAGCGCCCUCCACGAGGCGGCUCUCUGUGGGAAGACGGAUGUAGUUCGCCUCCUGCUCGACUCAGAGAUCGACACUAAUCUCCGAGACAGCCAGGGGAGAACAGCCCUGGAGAUCCUGAGGGAGCAUCCCGCCCCGAAAUCCCAGCAGAUCACUGCUCUCAUCCAAGAAUACACCAUGGACCAGAUGGAGGGGGGGAGCAUCUUUGAGGAGCCCGUCCGGAAGUGUCCCGUCCCUGCACCCAGAACCUCCGUUCCCUCGCCCUCGGCGUCCCCCUCCCUCAGGCACAAGAACGACGCUGUGACGAGCGAGCUGUCCAAACUGCUCCACGAGAUCAAGAAGUGCCGGGACAGGGACUACUCCUUCGAGGAGCUCUGUCACACCAUCUCCUCCCACUCCGUGGACAGCUUCGGCAGCGGGCGGCUCUCGGACGAGGAUCGACCCAACGGCACCCUGACCCGAGUCAAGCGUCCGAGCCCCCCUCUCGCUGUGGCCCUGGAGGAGGAGGAGGCGGAAAAGAGCUGCGGCCCCACUGGAUUCUGGGAGGCGCUCACACCCUGCAACGGCUGUCGCAACCUGGGCUUUUCAGGCCUAUCGCAGGAUUCAAAGCGCUCGGCGGAGAUCGCGGCCUCUCCGUCUCUGGACGUUUUCCUGCCGGCGGACGAGGACGACCACUACGAGUCCGUGACCGCCGCCGUCACGCGGAAGCCCUGCUCGCUAGAUAUCAAUCACCGGCUCAACGCCAGUCCACGCCACGGUGCCCUGUCCUGUGUGACUGUGAGUAAGGGGGAGCCCGGUAACCAUGGCGACUGUUCGACGGGACCCACUCCAGACUGCUCCCCCCCGUCCCCCGACACGGCCCUGAAGAACAUUGAGAGAGUCAUCCGCCCACAGCCCAAGCAGCGCACCUCGCUGUCCUCGUCCCUGGACGUCCAGAGGCCGGUCAACCACAGCUGCGAGCCCAGCGAGGUGAGCUCCUCCCUGGGCUACGCCAGCUUCAGCACCAGCCCCCCCGCCAGCCCGCCGCUCAGCCCCAACCAGGAGGACUCGGCGGGCUCCGACGACGACGGCGGCGGCGACUGUCCGCUCACGGACGACGGGCCGUACCAGCGAGACCCCCCCCCCCCUCCUCCUCAUCCUCCUGCUCCUCCUUCUCUCUGCUCUUCCUCCACACCCAGCGCUCUGUUGGAGGAGCGCAGGAAGAGCCACAUCCCAGAGGAGUUUGCGGGCCUCCUGCAUGGAUCCUCCCCGGCGUGCGAGACGCCCGACACCCCCUUCCACCUCUACAGCCCCAAGCCCCGGAAGCACGGCGGCCUGCUGCCGAGCCCGGACAUCGGCGACAUCGUGAAGGCGAAGCCUUCCCAGAAGCCGCAGGUGGUGUACCGGACCAUCUUCCACACUCGGGUCAACCAGGAACAGGCCCGACCCGCGGACUCCUCCUCCUCCUCCACCUUCUCCUGCUCCUCUGGUCAGAACGGGGGCGUUCCAGAGUGCAUCCAGGCGGGCGGCGGUUCGGGCGGUGCUGGCUGCGACGAGCGGGCCUGCACCCUGGGGAGGAUGAGGUCCAUCCCCCGCAGCGUGCUGGACCUGCAGCGGUCCAAGUCUCUGUCCAAGUCCGAUUCCAACCUGGUGGCCGUAUCUCCCGUACAGGAGGAGCACGGCUGGGGGUCCGGGUCUCGUGGCCAGGGGCCCGGAAGUCUCAGCCCAGGGGAGGGCUCCGGCCCGGGGGGACCACUGGAGAGAACACCCUCCUUCACGGCUGAGUGGGAAGAGAUCGACAAGAUCAUGAGCUCCAUUGGUGCAGGAAUAGGAAGCGGGUUGGACAUCAAGGAGGACACCUCAGGUCCCCGCUGCCCCAUGCAGUCCGUGGGCCAGUGGCUCGACUCCAUCGGUCUGGUCCAGUACGAGAACCACCUGCUGGCCAAUGGAUUUGACAACGUCCAGUUCAUGGGCAGCAAUGUGGUGGAAGACCAGGACCUUCUGGAGAUCGGGAUCCUCAACUCGGCCCACAGACAGCGGCUCCUGCAGGCCAUACGGCUGCUGCCCAGGGUGAGACCCGUCGGCUACGACGGAAACAACCCCACGUCGGUGGCGGAGUGGCUGGAGUCGCUGGAGCUCGGCGACUACACAAAGUCCUUCCUCGUCAACGGCUACACCUCCAUGGAGCUCGUCAAGAAGAUCUGGGAGAUCGAGCUCGUUAACGUGUUGAAGAUCAGUCUCAUCGGACACAGAAAGCGGAUCCUUGCCUCUUUGGGGGACCGGCUACUCGAAGAAACCCCACAAAAGCCUCCGCGGGCCAUCUCGCUCCGGGAGCCCGGCGGGAACCACACGCCCCCCCAGCUCAGCCCGUCGGUGGGCCAGGCGGCGUACACGGCGGGGGUCCCCGGCGGAUCUCUGGACGUGCAGCACCUCAUCAUGCAGGCGGACGCCCGGCGCAGGCAGCGCAGCAACGACAACUACUUCGAGGACGUGCCGCGAUCCAAGCUGGAACGGCAGAUGGCCCAAGUCGGCAUGGGGGGCGAUUGGUGCGAGCCGAUCACGUUGCGUCCGCCCAACGAGGCCACCUCGUCCACCCCGGUGCAGUACUGGCAGCAUCACCCCGAGAAGCUCAUCUUCCAGUCCUGUGACUACGAAGCCUACUACCUGGGCUCCAUGCUGGUGAAGGAGCUGAGGGGGACGGAGUCCACGCAGGACGCCUGCGCCAAAAUGAGGAAGUCGACCGAACAGAUGAAGAAAGUGCCGACCAUCGUCCUCUCCGUGUCGUACAAAGGGGUGAAGUUCAUCGACGCCACCAACAAGAACAUCAUAGCAGAACAUGAGAUCCGCAACAUCUCGUGCGCGGCUCAGGAUCCAGAAGACCUGUCUACGUUUGCCUACAUCACCAAAGACCUCAAGUCCAGUCACCACUACUGCCACGUCUUCACCGCUUUCGAUGUGAACCUGGCGUACGAGAUCAUCCUGACCCUGGGCCAGGCCUUCGAGGUGGCCUACCAGCUGGCCCUGCAGGCCCGGAAGAGCGGCCACGGGUCGUCCACGCUGCCCGAGAGCUUCGACAGCAAGCCCAGCAAACCCGUCCCCAAGCCUCGGGUCAACAUCCGCAAAUCCGUCAUGUCCCCCGUCAGCCACUGGUCACUGGGCCACAUUUACACCCCUCACCGGCCUCCUCUCCACCCUCCUCCCCCUCGACUCUUCCAUCUUCCUCACAAAGCUCAGUCACAGAUGGAGCAGCCGUCCAUGGACCAGAAGGGCCACGCAAAUGUGCCCUGGAUUGUGGAGCCGGGUCAGGAGGCCAAGAGAGGAGUCAACACCAAGGCAAUGCCGGACGCUCAUGUCUAUUACUGUGGAAUGCAAAGAAUGUAGCCAGCCCUAAACACGGACCUUGUCACACGUGCAAUGCAAAAAACGGAUUACAAAAAGGACUACAAAAACACGGACGUUGCUCCGCGCCGUUUAAGGUUGACUACGACAUUCUGACAUUGUGCGUCCGGGUUAAAAGCGCCGGACAUUCACAACGCAGUAACGGGACCGCGUCUCGCCAGACGACGCUCUGCUCUGAAUGUACGCUUAUAUGAAAAGCGACUCAAUGUUCUCCAACUACGACGGAAUCUUUUUUUUUUUGUUUAAAGAGCCUAACUUGGAGGCGUGGCCUGAGAACUUUUGGGCGUGGCCACAGCGACCCCCCCCCCCACGUGGAGGCAGUGAGUAUUUGGGCACCGCUGGGCAUGCGUCACUGAUGGAACGGGCAUGGGGUUUGAGGACGACCGGCUGCCUCUUUUUGGCCUCUUUGGUUUUCUUCAAAGAAUAUAAUGCAGAGAUACUGUAUAUGCACAGGUGUGUAAAAUGUGAUUGGACCCUGCGUCACGCUGGAGAUGCAACAGGUAUCUCGUCACGGAUUAUAAACCCACGCGAACAAAACGGCGCCUGGCGUUUAAAAAAAAGAAAACAAUUAAAAAAAAAAAAAAAAAAGUAUUCUAUUGGUAUUGCCCGACAUUUUAAUGUUUAAUAUGAGAGUAUUAUAUUACCACGAUGAUUAUGAUUAUUCUUGUGCAAUUCUUGUCUACUGUUGUCUUAAUGUUACAUUAUUUUUCUAUGAUAUGAUGAGAGGUGAUGGCCGUCCUUUCAAGGAGCUCAAAACUAUAUGAUCGUACUGAGUGAAUGUCGCAGGUGGCUAGCUAACUCGUGUCAGGUCAAACAGCAUCGUUUCUCAUGGGGCUCUACUCUUAUCUAGCAGAUGUAAUAUUUUAAACGCAGUAUUACUGUAUCAUUUGGACGAGACGUCGUCCGAUUAUAAAAUGUACAUAGAUAUUUUGCCAACUCAUUGUUCAUACGUGUAAUGUAAAAGAGAAAUGGAUUUGCAGUACACGGCACUGGAUACAAGGUACCAAAAUAAAGGUUGGAGAUUCAAAGAAGUGGUGCAUUGCAGAGGUUGUGCUUUGAGUGAAGGUGGGUUACACGGCGACAUCACUGCUGAACAACUUGUGUACAUAGGCUUGGGCUUCCAGCACACUGAUUUUUGUAAUUUGGGCCAUUAUUUAUAUCCUUGUAAAGCACAUGGAAUAAAAUAUGACUUGUAAAACCA